Cebus imitator (Panamanian white-faced capuchin) is the source of this 6615-nucleotide messenger RNA. RefSeq names its product WW and C2 domain containing 2 (gene WWC2). The record is from RefSeq and is a predicted model, not a curated record. NCBI's taxonomy places the organism in Eukaryota, Metazoa, Chordata, Mammalia, Primates, Cebidae. The transcript has 23 exons. Gene Ontology annotation, molecular function: molecular adaptor activity; kinase binding. The coding region runs from base 161 to 3634 and encodes 1157 amino acids. Gene Ontology annotation, biological process: regulation of hippo signaling; cell migration; regulation of DNA-templated transcription. Gene Ontology annotation, cellular component: cytoplasm.
ACGGAGAGAGAAGUGUGCGUGACCCAAACACGGGCUUAUUUGAAGAGGAGUGUUUUUUUUUUUUCCUGCGCAGGCUAUUCAAAAGGAAGAAGUAUAUCUACUUUGCAGAGUUUUAUGAGGAUUUAACUCACACAUUUAUGUAUAUUAUAACGUGUGGUACAUGAUAAGCAUUCAGUUAACGAAGCCCUUGUCAUUUGCUGAUUGUGUUGGGGAUGAGCUGCCGUGGGGAUGGGAAGCAGGGUUUGACCCUCAGAUUGGUGUCUACUACAUCGAUCACAUCAACAAAACCACACAGAUAGAAGAUCCAAGGAAACAAUGGAGGGGGGAACAGGAGAAGAUGCUGAAGGACUACCUCUCCGUGGCGCAGGAUGCCCUCCGGACCCAGAAGGAGCUGUACCAUGUGAAGGAGCAGAGGCUGGCUCUGGCCCUGGAUGAAUAUGUGCGAUUAAAUGAUGCCUAUAAGGAAAAGUCAAGUUCUCGCACAAGCUUAUUCUCAGGAUCUUCAUCCAGUACUAAAUAUGAUCCCGAUAUUUUAAAAGCUGAGAUCUCCACUACAAGAUUAAGGGUUAAAAAGCUGAAGAGAGAACUCUCACAGAUGAAGCAAGAACUGCUCUAUAAAGAACAAGGCUUUGAAACAUUGCAGCAAAUCGAUAAAAAAAUGUCUGGAGGCCAGAGCGGGUAUGAACUCAGUGAAGCCAAAGCCAUUCUAACAGAACUAAAAUCUAUCAGAAAGGCCAUUAGCUCAGGAGAAAAAGAAAAACAAGAUCUGAUGCAGAGUCUUGCUAAGCUGCAGGAGCGGUUUCAUUUGGAUCAGAACAUUGGCAGAUCUGAGCCAGAUUUGAGAUCUAGUCCUGUGAACUCUCAUUUAUCUCUCUCCAGACAGACCCUUGAUGCUGGGUCACAAACAAGCAUUUCCGGAGAUAUUGGAGUGAGAAGUAGAUCAAAUUUAGCUGAAAAGGUCAGGCUAAGCCUACAGUAUGAAGAAGCCAAAAGAAGUAUGGCCAACUUAAAAAUUGAACUGUCAAAAUUGGACAGUGAGGCCUGGCCCGGGGCACUGGAUGUUGAGAAGGAGAAACUGAUGCUGAUUAAUGAAAAAGAAGAACUUUUGAAAGAGCUUCAGUUCGUCACCCCACAGAAACGUACCCAAGAUGAAUUGGAACGCCUAGAAGCCAAGAGGCAGCGGCUGGAGGAAGAGUUGCUGUCGGUGAGGGGAGCACCAAGCAGAGCUCUGGCUGAGAGAUUGAGAUUGGAAGAGAGAAGAAAAGAGCUGCUACAGAAACUUGAAGAAACUACUAAAUUAACUACUUAUUUGCAUUCACAACUUAAAAGCCUCUCCGCCAGCACCCUGUCCAUGUCAUCUGGGAGCAGCCUGGGUUCCCUGGCAUCAAGUCGGGGCUCUCUGAACACCUCCAGCAGAGGGUCACUCAACUCCCUCAGUUCCACUGAGCUUUAUUACAGCAGUCCAAGUGAUCAGAUAGAUGUGGAUUAUCAGUAUAAGCUGGACUUCCUUCUGCAAGAGAAAAGCGGUUACAUUCCUUCCGGACCCAUCACCACCAUCCAUGAAAAUGAGGUGGUCAAGUCCCCCAGCCAGCCUGGCCAGAGUGGGCUCUGUGGGGUGGCAGCUGCAGCAACAGGCCACACUCCUCCACUGGCUGAGGCCCCCAAGUCUGUGACCUCCCUGUCCUCGAGGUCCUCCCUUUCCUCCUUGUCUCCUCCGGGCUCUCCCUUGGUUUUGGAAGGCACGUUUCCCAUGUCUUCUCACGAUGCCUCUCUCCAUCAGUUCACUGCUGACUUUGAAGACUGUGAAUUGAGUAGCCAUUUUGCAGAUUUCAGUCUCGUCGAAAGUCAGAUCUUGCUGGAUUCUGAUUCAGGAGGAGCCUCCCAGUCUCUUUCAGAGGAUAAAGACCUUAGUGACUGUGCUAGGGAGCCAUUAUAUGAAGGAACUGCAGAUGUGGAAAAACCAUUACCAAAAAGAAGAGUGAUCCAUCUGCUUGGGGAGAAAACCACUUGUGUGUCGGCUGCUGUAUCUGAUGAGUCUGUGGCUGGAGACAGUGGGGUCUAUGAAGCUUUCAUGAAACAACCUAGUGAAAUUGAAGAUGUCACAUACAGUGAAGAGGACGUUGCCAUUGUAGAAACUGCCCAGGUUCAGAUAGGACUCAGAUAUAAUGCAAAAAGUUCAAGUUUCAUGGUGAUUAUAGCACAACUCCGAAACCUUCAUGCCUUCUUGAUACCUCAUACUUCAAAAGUAUAUUUUCGGGUUGCCGUUCUUCCCUCCUCAACUGAUGUCAGCAGUCUGUUUCGCACAAAAGUUCAUCCGCCCACAGAAUCCAUUUUGUUCAAUGAUGUGUUCAGAGUCGCCAUUUCCCAAAUAGCCUUACAACAGAAGACACUGAGAGUAGACCUUUGCUCUGUCAGUAAACACCGAAGGGAAGAAUGCCUGGCUGGAACUCAUAUCAGCCUGGCAGAUUUACCAUUUUCCAAUGAGGUUUUCACUCUAUGGUAUAACUUGCUUCCUUCCAAGCAAAUGCCUUGCAAAGAGAAUGAAGAAAAUGAGGACUCUGUAUUUCAACCAAACCAGCCAUUAGUAGAUUCCAUAGACUUGGAUGCAGUGUCAGCCUUACUUGCAAGAACAUCAGCUGAGUUGUUAGCUGUGGAACAAGAAUUAGCACAAGAAGCAGAAGCAGAAGAAGAAGAAGAAGAGCCAAGAAAAGAAGAGCAAAGGGGUCCAGAAGGAGACUGGUUAACAAUGCUAAGAGAGGCCUCUGAUGAAAUUGUGGCUGAAAAAGAGGCUGAAGUUAAAUUGCCAGAGGACAGUAGCUGUACAGAAGAUUUAAGUUCAUGCACUAGUGCGCCUGAGGUGAACGAAGACAGGAACAGGAAAGAAAACAGCUGUGUCAAAGACCUCAAAAGUCAGCCACCUACUGGAAUACCAACGCUGGUUGAUAAAGAGACAAAUACUGAUGAAGCUGCUACUGACAAUAUGGCAGUUCGCCCCAAAGACCGCAGUAGCCUGAGCUCUAGACAGCGUCCCUAUGUGAGGAGCAGUGUGAUAGUGCGCUCACAAACCUUUUCUCCGGGAGAGCGGAAUCAGUACAUCUGCAGGUUAAAUCGGAGUGACAGUGACAGUUCAACCCUGGCUAAAAAAUCACUGUUCGUGAGAAACUCCACUGAACGGCGCAGUUUGAGGGUCAAAAGGACGGUUUGCCAGUCAGUCCUUAGAAGAACAGCACAAGAGUGCCCAGUGCGGACAUCUCUAGAUUUGGAACUGGACCUUCAGGCAUCUCUGACCCGGCAGAACCGCCUCAAUGAUGAGCUGCAGGCGCUCAGGGACUUGCGGCAGAAGCUAGAGGAACUGAAAGCUCAGGGAGAGACUGACCUUCCACCUGGCGUGCUGGAGGACGAGAGGUUCCAGAAGCUUUUGAAGCAAGCUGAGAAGCAGGCUGAACAGUCAAAAGAAGAGCAGAAGCAAGGUUUGAAUGCAGAGAAAUUGAUGAGGCAAGUCUCCAAGGAUGUGUGUCGGCUCCGGGAGCAGAGCCAGAAGGUGCCUCGGCAGGUGCAGUCCUUCAGGGAGAAGAUUGCCUACUUCACCAGAGCAAAGAUAAGCAUCCCAUCCCUGCCGGCUGAUGAUGUGUGAUUAUGUGGCUUAAGAAAUUAUUUUUCAUCUGUUCACUUUCUUAGGGAGGGUAAAAGACUGAAGAUCUGUUUGAUUUUUGUUUUGGUGUUUGUUUUUUGUUUUGUUUUGUUUUUGGUAAUAUGACUGUCAACUCUUGAAGGACUUCUAUUUCACAUUAGAUUUUCAACACGUUAAUUUGUAAAAUACCUUGAGUGUAAUUUUUAUAUGCUUAAAAAAGAAAAAAUUGAUAAGAAAAAUGGGAUAAUCUGAUACACAAAUGUUGCCCAGUAUGUACGUAUUGCCAGUGGGCUUUCUUUUGUAAAAAUGGAAUGUAGGCAGGACCCCACGUGUGUACCGUUGAGCCGACUGGAGAAAGAACUUGGUAGUUUUGCUUCUCCUUUGCAUUGCUGUGAGUAGGCUGUGCCGAUGGCAGCAGCGCCACGUGGCAUCUGUGCACCGGCGAGGAGAGGAGCGCUUUCCAUUUGGAGGGCAGCGUGAGCAUGAGCUGGAGUGCAGCGUUCCAAGUCCAUUCAAAAUGGGUGGUGCAUUCAUGGCCAUCACCUGUGCAGGAACACCUGAUUUUCUUAAAACAAUUUCCUGUUUGUCCUUUUGUAUUUUUCUAAAGAAAACUAAAAUAUAAACUACCAAAUGCUCUUAAGAAUAUAAGUGUACAAAGCAGCACUGCUCUUGGCUACACUAAAGAUCUUGGGAUUCAUGACACUGAGGGCAGGGAGAAGAAAGAACACCAGCCGUGCAGAGACACAUGCAAAUAAGCUCAUCAAAUGAGCAGCUGCUUUCUCUCACUCGGCCUGACUUUGCAUAAAUGUUCAAAUGUGAGUUUCUGGCUUGCACCAGUGGUUUGUCCUAAGUCUAAGCAUGGUGCCAAGUGGAGGCCCUGUGUUCUGAGGACAGAGGGAGCUGGAGGUGUGGAUGGAAACACAUCAGCACUCAUUUGGUGUAACCAGGAAGAGAGGAAACAAUGUCUUGAUAGAAUCAAAGUUGCCAAAAACAAAAAAGAAUUUAUCAAGCAGAUUUCUAACAUUUAGUAGAAAUUACUUCAUAGCUCUCAUUUUUAGGGGAUUCGAUCUAUAAUUUAUGGUAAAUAGUUGGGAGGCAAAGGGAAGACUGUGCCUGGGGGGAUUAUUAAUCUGAAGAAUAAGCUAAGCUGUUUAUAAAAAAGACGAUUUUGGAUGAACAAGUUUAGAGAUAUAAACUGACUAAUGUGUCUUCCAGUUUAGAAUUUCAGCUUACCCAACCCAGGCACAUCUUAAAAAAACAGAUCCUCAGUGCAGCUCUGACAGCAUCAAAGCUUUUAAAAUAAAUAGUAUUUAGGCCAUUUAAACCAUACUUACCACUCAGAAACAAUUUUGGGUUCACCAUCUAAUAUAGCAAAUGAAAUCAAUUUUUUUAAGAAAUGCAAAAUUGUCUUAAAGGUAUGGACCUCUUAAAGAAAAACAAAUGUGUUCCUAAGUUAGAAUGCUCACUAGCAAGAAUUUUUAUUUUCUUGAAAUCAAUUAUAUAUGUUUUGGAAAGUUCAUGUUAUUGGAAUCGAAGUUCAAAUUAAGCAACUUCUGAGCCUAGAACUUUAUUUUUUCCUGAAUGUCCCACCACUUAAUACAGAUUUCUCUGAAGACAUAACUGGACAUGACAGACACUACUUUCAACAAAAACCAGCCCAGGGAAUUGACUGCACACAGUCCUGUAAGGCUGCUCAGUUCAUUCUAUUAGAUGACUAAGGAAAACUAGAGAAAGAACACAGUUCACCCUGUCAAGGUCAAAUGUGAAAGGCAGAAGUUUAUUUAACAUAGAGGUAAAUGAAGGUGAGCUGUUUCCAGUCUUAGUUUGACCAUGAAAAUGUCUAUAGAAUUAUGUGUAGUUGUUCCAUACAAUUUUAUUUUCUUCAUUUAUUUAUUUACAGUCUUAUUUAUGUUCUGUUUAAUAUAUAGUUUGAUUCUGGCCAUUUAAAAUAUUUGACACAGAAGAGACUAUAUUGGAAUAUUUACAGCUUUAUAAGUCUUUCAUCAGAUUAGCUGUUGACUUUUUGUAAUACAAAAAGUUUCAGACAAGUAUUAAAGAAUAAAAUCUGUCUCAGGCCGGUAGUUAGCAGUUGUGACCAAGAUGCUUUUGGUUGUUGUAUUUUACAAAAUUUCCUCAUUUCUAACAUGAAAGAUGAACUUAUUUUAAUAUAAUCCUUUUUCUACACUUUAAAAGUCAGCAAUAGUGUUAUGUAUUUGUAGGCAGCUUUUAAUAAUCUUGUCAUAUUUGUACUAACCCAAAUGAUCACAGUGACAAAACAUUUUAAUAACUUGAUCACAAAACCAUAUGGACAAAUAUGAAUUUUAAUAUUAUAAAUACUAUUUUUAAAAGGCAGAAUUUAUUCACACAGGGUAAAAAAGAAUGUAAUAUUUAGUUCUCAAGUUUGAAUUAUCAGUAUAUUAUUACAAUUUUGUAUAUCAGAAUCUUAAGUGUUACAGGUACAAAAAGAAUAUUGCUAGCCAAAUGAACAAAGUUUAGCUGAAUCUCUGUAGCAUGCAAAUCAAAUUAAUUAAAUUUUUUUGCUAUUGCUUUAUCUAUAUUGUAUUAACUACCAAAAGCUCAGGACUGAACUAAAUAUUUAAUCAGGUUAAAUUCUGAACAUGUUUCUGUCUUAAUUUGUCUUGUUUGUAAACGUAUGCAAAUACAUCACAUAGAUUAACUUUGGUUUCUGCACUUUCCAUGUGUUUGUGGGUGGAAAAAAAUUCAGUGGGUUUUUUUUUAAAAAACAAAAAACAAAGAUACAUAUUGCCUAACACUCUAUUUCAGUGUCGUUUAUUGUUCAGUUUAUUUCCCUGAUUGGCACAAAUACAAGAAUUUCCUUGAGCCAUGUACCAAGCAAAUACAAAAUAUUUCAUGAAGAAAUCUCCAGGCCAACAGUUUGCGAUGAAUAGUUCUUGUUGGAACUAUGUGUAUUGCUGAUAAAAAGGAGGAAGUAUUUUCAUUGUGCAAAUAAAAUGAAGGGCUCC